AUGGGGUCAGAUAAAUGCGGGUUAGUUAUACCUGGCAAGGUCGAGGAGGGAUCGAGGGCACGGUCGUGGUUGAAUCAAGCUGCCAUUGACUUGGUGGCUGCAAGGACGAACGCCGGAGGUAUUGGCUCUGUUCUCAUUGAUGCUCUGCAAAUGUUGAAGAAUUUCUUGAUCUGGGUAAAGGAGGAUCUUGGGCAAUGGGGUCCUGUAAUGAUAAUUGCGGUAAACAAUGGUUAUUUACUUCAAUGCUGUUUAUUGAACUUCAUUUGUGUGCAUCGAAACUUGUAUUUCUUGGCAUUUGCCUACAUUCCUCUCACAGUCCUUGCUGUACCUGCUGCAGUUCUUACCCUUGGGGAAGGUUAUCUGUUCGGGCUGCCUGUGGGUUUUAUUGCUGAUUCAAUUGGUUCUAUGCUAGGCGCUACGGUUGCUUUCAUUUUUUGCAGAACAAUUGGAAGAUCAUAUGUAAUCUCCAAGCUUAGAAAUUACUCUAAGUUCCUAGCAGUUGCUAUCGCAAGUGAGAGAUCUGGGUUCAAGAUAGUUUUUCUGCUUCGACUUGUUCCUUUAUUGCCAUUCAACAUGUUGAAUUACCUCCUUUCGGUGACUUCGGUCCGUUUGGAGGAGUACGUUUUGGCAUCCUGGUUGGGAUUGAUGCCAAUUACAUUUGGGAUGGUGUAUGUUGGAACAACUCUAAAGGACCUUUCAGAUGUAACAUACGGAUGGGAUGGAGUUUCCCCAAGUCAUCAGGUUAUUAUGGCGUUCGGCUUCAUUAUAUCCGGUAAGCUCGCACCGCCUCUAGUUUUUACCUUGCUUAGAAAUUUAACAUGAAGAACAACGG
Molecule: messenger RNA, 832 nt
Organism: Hibiscus syriacus
Lineage: Eukaryota; Viridiplantae; Streptophyta; Magnoliopsida; Malvales; Malvaceae
Product: TVP38/TMEM64 family membrane protein slr0305-like
Exons: 8
Coding region: 1-822 (273 amino acids)
Cellular component (GO): membrane
Source: RefSeq, a predicted model, not a curated record